AUGGAGGAGUCAAAGCACUUCGUGCGAGACCGAGUCGUAGAGUUCUUUUUGACCAAGAAAGAAGUAGGCCCAUACUGGCCACAUCUCUUGAAGGAGAAAGUCAAGUAUCACUGGUUGAAGGUGGAUUUUCAUCAUUGGAGGGAUGAAGAUGAUUCUGAUGAUGACAUGGGCAUGGACAACCCCAGCUUUGAAGAGAUGAUGCGGAACAUGGGUGGGUUAAGCACAGGUGCAGGGGAUGCACCUGACCUGAAAGACCUGGAUGAGGAUGAAGACUCGGAUGAUGAGGACAUGCCUGACCUAGAGUGACAGAAUGAUUGAGCCCAUGUGUGGUCAUAUGAUUAAAGUCACCACCAUUGAUUCCGUGUAAGAGAACGCAACUUGAUGACGCUGUGAUUCUUGAUCCUCCUCAUCCAAAUGGAGUAUCUCCAGUGACAUUACAGUGGAUGGCUCCAAUUUCUACUCUUUUUUUUUUUCUCUAUCUUUCCUUUAAUCAGGUAGCAACUGCAAAAUCCACAUGGUCAUUUCUGUAUACCCUGGAAAAAUCUGUUGCAGCUGCAAGUCAUAAUUUUGCAUACUGGUGUGUUUCCCAGAUCAUGCUUGGGGAUUCACUUUCUUUCAAUAAAAACCAUUCUUGUAUGAAUGAACAUA
Darwinula stevensoni is the source of this 648-nucleotide messenger RNA. Lineage: Eukaryota; Metazoa; Arthropoda; Ostracoda; Podocopida; Darwinulidae. The record is from the annotation of a GenBank genome assembly.